GUUAUGCCAGGCUGCCAGUGGCUGCCACUGCCACACUGCCACACCUGACUGCCCACUAACGGGCGCCUGACCCCACCCCUGCCUCUGCCGGCCGAGGGCUCGUCUGGAGCCCACAGAUUUGGUGUUGGACGAAAAGAAGAUCAAUUUUUGAAGCCAUCUACAACCAGUCUCCGAAUUAGUCCCGCCAAUUCGCCCUCGAACCUACCGCCAAAAUGUCCAACGUCUCUGCUGACCUGAUCUGGGAGGUUGUCCGCAACCAAAAUGCCUUCCUCGAGAAGCGCAACACCAACGGCGGCGUCCAGUUCUCGCGCGACCCCCUGAACCUUACCAACAAGCACUCGCGCAAGUACGCCGGCUUCGUCAACGACAAGGUACACACUGCACAGCCACUGCAAAUGGCAAAACCCUGCUUCUACAAUCGACCCUUGGAGCACUAGACUGACGAAAUGAUGUUGUUUCUUGGAAUACAGGCCAUUGGUAUUCAGGCUUCCUCGAACGAGAAGGGUGGUGUUGCCAUCACCAGCAAGAAGGUCGGUGCCGGUAACAAGCCCGCCAGCUCGCAAACCACCACCACCUUCCGUCCCCACAAGAACAACAGGAGCACCUACAAGGCCGUUGCCAACCAGGUUGCCAAGAACGGCUACCGUGCCGACCUGCGCCAGGCUGCCGUCGCCCGUACCAGUGCCAUCCUCAAGUCGCAAAGGCCCGUCAAGGCCGAGCCCGAGAAGAAGCUGCGCGGCAACGCCGCCAAGAAGGCUGAGGCUUAAAUGAGCUGAGGGUGUUAUGUUUGUCAUGAUGGAGGAAGUUUGAAAGGUCGAUAAUGACAUUUUCCUGCCGGCUUAGACUAGGUUUGAGGGUAUUUCUGGCGUCCAGCACAUCCAUUUGGAGUACUUUCAGGCAGACUGAAGCAUGUCUUUCAGUCGAUGGCAUAGGGAUAAUGGGAGUAAGGCAUUUAGGGCUCUCACAUUAGGUUUCCAGGUGCGGCAUUGCGCCUAGGUAAAACCCCAGGUCCCUCGGAUCAGGCGUUGGGGAGAAGAAAAUGAAACACCAUUUUGAUGAAGAUUGUCUUCCAAGCCCAAUUGCAUUCGAAUGGUUUGCCUCACAUAUUGUUGUCACGUUGCUCGGAGAUGAUGGCUAUUAGCCUCGGCUCCUUUGGCUCCAACUCGGCAAUACGCGGAGCGGUAUCGUUGACUACUGAACUGCCCCGGGUGCAGCCGAUAAUGCUUCGGAGCAUUGGCGAUUCUUGUGAUGAAAAACCGGAAACUCUUUGCUGCACAAUGACACAUGAAUUAAGGCAAUCCACACUUGCUGCAUCGUUGCAAAAUCCAGCUACCUAUGGUAAGGUAGAUAGGUUGUCUAGU
Pyricularia grisea is the source of this 1361-nucleotide messenger RNA. RefSeq lists its product as uncharacterized. Gene Ontology annotation, molecular function: structural constituent of ribosome. Bases 213 to 437 code for a protein of 74 amino acids. The transcript is spliced from 4 exons. The record is from RefSeq and is a predicted model, not a curated record. Lineage: Eukaryota; Fungi; Ascomycota; Sordariomycetes; Magnaporthales; Pyriculariaceae. Gene Ontology annotation, biological process: translation. Gene Ontology annotation, cellular component: cytosolic large ribosomal subunit; ribosome.